Molecule: messenger RNA, 804 nt
Organism: Prunus armeniaca (apricot)
Lineage: Eukaryota; Viridiplantae; Streptophyta; Magnoliopsida; Rosales; Rosaceae
Source: the annotation of a GenBank genome assembly
AUGGCCACAAACAGCAGAGAAGCCCGAAGGAGGAAGAUCAUGGAGCGAGGAUCCGAUCGCCUAGCCCUAAUCACGGGUCGGAUCCAAACCCUACCAUCCUCCUCUUCUUCAUCAACAGACCCAGCAACUCACCGUGAAGAUACAGACCCACCAUCGCACCCGUUGAUUUCCCAUGAUCAGGAGCCCCAAAUCCAUGUCCCAGAUCAAAUCCCAGUGGUCACCCCUGAGAUUGAGGAAAAGGGGUUUGAUUUGCAAUGUGACACAAAUACUGAAGAAGUCUUUGGAGCCACUGAUUCACAAACCCAACCACUUGUGUCCUCAUCAUCAACGGUUGAAAGGCCAUCACCAUCAUCAUUACCAACAUUAACACCAUUUCAAAAACCUAGACUUGUCACUUGGACUGGAAUAAGUGAUGCCAUUGAAGCAACAGAAAGGACCCGCAUUUACAUUUCAGUGGCAGUAGCCUUCUUGGUGGUUUUAGCCCAUCUGAGUUUUCCUUUACUAGGGAGUAAAAUGGUGAAGACUCUUUUGGGUUUUAGGCCUCUCUAUCUAGUUUUGGUGACCAAUGUAACACUUGUGCUUGUGCGAAUUGUCGAGAGCGGUAGACGAAGACUCUCUGGAAUGGCUGGCAGACUUGGUGAGCUUAAUAUGCCAGUUGACGGAUAUGAAUGGGCUGAUCGGUUAGGCAGGACUUUACAGGCAGGCUUGGUGGUGAAGAAGGUACUUGAUGCUCUGCUCAUGGACUGUGCCGUGUAUGCAAUAAUUGUUGUAUGUGGCCUCUCUUUUGCACAGCAGUUGAGCUAG